Molecule: messenger RNA, 1938 nt
Organism: Capronia coronata CBS 617.96
Lineage: Eukaryota; Fungi; Ascomycota; Eurotiomycetes; Chaetothyriales; Herpotrichiellaceae
Exons: 2
Coding region: 1-1938 (645 amino acids)
Source: RefSeq, a predicted model, not a curated record
AUGGAUUCUGGCGCCCUCAUCGAAGUCCUUCGGUCGUGUCGAGCCGUCUACCACCAGGACCAUCAACAUCUAUCCGCCGCCGAGCGUGAAAAGGGCUGGUGUCAAUACUGGGAUUCCAUCAGUAACGCCCUCAAGGACUCACCGUCGUCGACCACCCAACAUGGUGUAUCGGUGGCCCAGAAACGAUCUGCGUCCCGCGCGAUGGUUGGUGGUAUGGAACCUGCAUCCAAACGGACUGACCCUGCUUCUUCCAUGGCCUCAUCGGCCCCUUCAGCACCCAUCCUUGAGCGCCGCAUCUCAGCACCUGUUGGUCCUACCGCCUCGAGGCAUCAACCAGGACAACUGUCCAUGCGUCCCUCCGCUUCCGUCCCAGCGCCGACGUCGGCAACCAUCGGACCCAUGCCCAUUCCUCGUCGUCACAACAAUGGGCAACGGCGAACUUCCACGGCUGCAUCCUACCCACAUCGGUAUAACGGGCCCAACCUGAACUUCAUCGAAGAAGUUCAAGACAUGUCGCCUUCCGACUUCCUCGCCAAAUCCUCCGACGACUACCACCCACAGACCAUGGCGUUGACACCACCACCCACCAUUGGUAAGCGGGGUGAGUUGCUGACCAACCAAAACAUCUCUCAGCUCAUAUCACCGUAUGCCGCUGUGGCAUUAGAGUCGCCGGAGGUGUACACUCCGAUGACUGCCACCAGCGAUUCGAGUCUCAUGGCCGGUACGACUGUCGCGUCGGAGCCGAUGACUCGAACCAACACAAAUGAUGUGCUCUGCGAAGGCUUUGGCAUGUUUCGCAUGGACUCGGUCUCCGUGUCGAAAGGACCCAAAGCCUCUUACAUGCUUGCUUCGUCUUUUCCUAUCGUUCCCGACCCGGAUUCCACGCACUCGUUUUCCUUUUCUUCCGUUGGAACCGACUCUGGUUACAACCCUGUUACGCAGUUGUGCUUUCCCGAUGAUGAGCUUCACUCAUCAUCGUCUCCUUCUAGUACUGAGAUGAAGGAUUCGCUUUCCACUGGAAGCAAUACUUCAUCUGUUUCUGUUUCUCUUGCGUCUCGUUUGUCCACUCGCGAGCCUCUACAGCAGGAGGUCGCUCGCCAGACUAACACAGUCUCACUGUCACGACCUCUCGCCCCGAAGAUGGAGCGUUCCAGAAACGCUUCGUCGUCAGGCUUGGAGUUUCCCGAGCCCAAGCUCGUGGCCGUCCAGGCCGAAGACGGCACAGUAAAGCACAAAGCCGAAAUCACUCGCACUGUCCGACAGCAGCCUCCGCGUAAGACGACCUUUUGUCAGUUCUGCAAUGACCAACCUCAGGGCUUUCACGGCGAUCAUGAGCUACGUCGACACAUUGAACGUCACCACAGCCAAGUCCGCCGAGUCUGGGUCUGCAAAGACGCCUCGAAGGAAGGCAACUUCCUGUCCAACUGCAAGGCCUGCCGCAACCACAAGACCUACGGCGCCAACUACAACGCUGCCGCCCACCUCCGUCGUGCCCACUUCAACCCGUGCAAGAACCGCCGUGGGGGUCGUGGCAAGAAGAGUGAACAUCGCGGUGGAAUGGGAGGAGGAAACUCUCCCUCCAUGGAAGUGCUCAAGAGUUGGAUGUACGAGGAACUCGAGUUGAACGUGAACGGCCGCGUGGUGGUUCAAAAUCUGCAUCCUGAGACUACGACCACAUUCUCCACCGCGGCGGUCGAGGAGUUUGUCAACGCCAACUCCAAUUCCAACGACAUGGACACCUCCGACUUUGAGAUGGGCUGCAACAUGUCACAAGAGGACAUGUCCAUGGCGGGCCUGACUUCCGAUCCACUCUAUUUCGCCAACGUUAUGCCCACCCAGGCUUACCUCAGCCACUCGGCGCCAUUGAAUGCUGGCUACGACUAUUCUCGCUUCGGCGUGCCUGAUGGCACCGCCCUUUCCUAUCAAAUUUCGACAUGA